AUGUCCGCCUUGCUGACUGGUUGAAAGCGGCACGUGUACAUAAGUACAACCAAUACUUGCAUACUCAGAAAUGUCAGUGUUUCCUCGUUACGACUAUCACGUGAACGCGGCAACGGGAGCAGAAACACACAUGUGUUGUAGCGGUUCUUAAUAUACCUCCGCGGUCGUUGCUGGACAAACAUUUAUACAAACUAAUUUAAUCCACAUAACAUUGAAGAAGAGGCGCCACCUACAUCAUGAAUGAUUUUGGAAGCUACCCUCCGCCGAACUUUGUCUCUCCUCCUCCGGGUUCGAUGGUGAGUCCGCCAACGUUCCUUCCACCUCCGAGCAACUUCCAGCCCGGUAUGUGGAACUGGUACGAGCCACCGUCCGAGCCGUGGAGAUAUAACGGCCAGGGAGAACACUGGAACUGCGGCCCCGGACCAGGUCGACCCAGAGGCUCCUAUGGCCAGAACUUCCAUCGUGGAGGCGGAAGGCAGGACUAUGGUCGUCCCAACAACCAUGGGAAAAAGCAGAAAAAUAAAAAAGAACCAGAGUUUUCACAUUUCUGUGACCCGUGUGACCGAGGCUUCAAAAACCAAGACAAGUAUGACCAACAUGUCUCUGAACAUGUCAAGUGCUCGGUUGAAGACUGCAGCUUCACUGCUCAUGAGAAGCUGGUCAACAUUCACUGGAAAAAUAACCGUGUUUAACCUCCUCCUGU
Molecule: messenger RNA, 703 nt
Organism: Oncorhynchus masou masou (cherry salmon)
Lineage: Eukaryota; Metazoa; Chordata; Actinopteri; Salmoniformes; Salmonidae
Product: FMR1-interacting protein NUFIP1-like
Exons: 5
Coding region: 237-692 (151 amino acids)
Biological process (GO): box C/D snoRNP assembly
Cellular component (GO): nucleus
Source: RefSeq, a predicted model, not a curated record